This is a messenger RNA of Punctularia strigosozonata HHB-11173 SS5, 1536 nucleotides long. RefSeq lists its product as uncharacterized. NCBI's taxonomy places the organism in Eukaryota, Fungi, Basidiomycota, Agaricomycetes, Corticiales, Punctulariaceae. The record is from RefSeq and is a predicted model, not a curated record. Bases 1 to 1536 code for a protein of 511 amino acids. Gene Ontology annotation, molecular function: protein binding. The transcript has a single exon.
AUGGAACCGCCUUACGAAUCUCAUAACAGUGCUGUGGAAGGCAAAAAACUCGCCCACAUCCAGACCCUCCCUACCGAACUGCUGAUUCGCAUCUUUUGCUUCGCCAUCUGGUCCAACUCGCCUUGGGACUCUGAUAUUCCUUUCCUUGGCUCGAUAACACGAGUCUGUCAUCGCUGGAAAGAUAUAGCCUGGGAUGUCCCAGCUCUGUGGACCAAAUUCGACCUGUCUGAUGUCCGUGCUACCGAAUUCAUGCUGGAGUACUCCAAAGACCUUCGCAUCGUUUUGUGCGCAAAUGGAGGGAAUGGGGAGGUGGUUUUUGCUGCCGCGAUGCAUGUGUUACAGACGAUAUCCGACGUGGCUCGAGUGGAAGCCCUCUACCUCAGAGCCGUGCCGAGAGUGGCCACUCGCAUUUUAUCAUCGAUGGUAGCAGCGAACGUCCGGAAUAUUGAAACGCUCAUGAUCUCUGUCGUGCGGGGAAGCGUGCGGCAUUGGGAUUUCGAGCUUCCAAGCAUCAUGUUCUCGUCCAUUCGGAUGUACCAUGUCUCAGGCUUGGAAUUCUCCUCUACGGAACCUUUCUCCUUCCACAAUCUCGAGGAGCUAUCGAUCGAAGGCCGACAUCUCUGCGCCUCGAGCAAACUGUGCGAUAUGCUCAGUCACAUGUCAAAUCUGCAACGCCUUUAUCUUCGCAAUGCCGCGAACGCUCCACCCCCUCCUCAACGCUAUCGCUCACAUAUAUCCCUCCCUAAUCUCCGAAUCCUGGACGUUGUCGACGACAUUCGCGUGUGUGACUAUAUCUCUGCGGCCGUUCAGAUGCCCUGUACUGCUUCAGCUGCGUAUUCUUUCCACAUCAGCGCCAAUCGUGCAACAGAUCUCCAGUAUCCCGCCCAUUUCUCAUCCAUCGUGACGUCCGUUGAUGAUCGCUUCAAGAAUGCCCCUCGGAAAUACUGCACUCUCAAGAUCUCGGACGAAUGCAUUCUGUUGCAGUGGUACGACGCCUCUCAAGCAGAAGUGGAUUGGCCGAUGAAGAAAGUCGAUGCCCCAAUCGCCAGCGUAUCCAUGUAUGAUGGCGCCGUCUCGUUCUGGAAAAGCGUGCUAUGGAUCACUCCGGACUUCUGCGGAGCGUUCGACCUUCUGACCAUCAACGAGUUGAUUCUUGAAUGCCCCGAUGACACAGCUUUCGACGACGUCGCUUCUCCCACAAAGGACUCGCUCCUUACUAUCUUGCAGGCGUUGCCUGCGAUCCCUCUGGUUCGGGCGUCUGGUUUCUAUGCACGGAUUCUAUGCACAGUCCUAGGCUCGGAAUCUCCUGUAGAGCGACUUCCCUUCAACCAUAUCCAUCUCACCCACAGUCCUCUAUUGACUCGCUCGGACCUGCUCAUCUUCCAAAAGUACCUGCUUGACCGUUCGACGCAGGGUCGGAGGGUAGAUAGGGUGUUUAUACGUCGCUGCGGCGGCGUUCAGCCCACGGACGUGCGUGUCCUCCGUCAUGCUGCGUCGGAGCUACGCAUCGUCGACUGUUUCGAAGACUCAGACUAG